This is a messenger RNA of Schizophyllum commune H4-8, 1347 nucleotides long. RefSeq lists its product as uncharacterized. Lineage: Eukaryota; Fungi; Basidiomycota; Agaricomycetes; Agaricales; Schizophyllaceae. The record is from RefSeq and is a predicted model, not a curated record. The coding region runs from base 309 to 1202 and encodes 297 amino acids. The transcript is spliced from 13 exons.
GAUUUCCCAUCCCGCCCGUACUUCUGGCCGCGCUAGCACCUCACUUCGACUACCUCCUUGCCGCCUCCGCCGCACGAAAUUGAAUGCGGAAGAAUGAUAGGGCUCACCGUCCAUGGUCUGACAAGGGAAGAUGCAAGCUAGCUGGACUGUUCUCUAUCGAAACGCGUGUGGAGAGCGCGCUCGAUUUACUCGGUUGUCAAGUGCGUACCUGGGAGCGCUCCUCGUAUAUAAGAUAGGGCCUUCAUCUCCCUCAACAAACUCGUAACGCAGCAUCACAUACCUUCCUCUCCUUCACCUCUUUCUCCGCUAUGCGCUCUUUGAUCGUUGUCGCUGGGCUUGCAGCCUUUGCCCGCGCUCACGUGGGCGCGUUCGUGAAGGGCAUGUACUGCAGGAAUGGUGGUGCUUCCUACGACGAUCAGAACUCGAACAACGAAGUCAAGCCCAUCUACGGGCAAAACCUGGAGAACUUCAUGUUCAACCAGGUCCAGAACUGCCUCAACGACCCGCCGCCUGAGGGCGAGAUCGCUGACCUGCCUGCCGGCGGCACCAUCAAUAUCGAGCUCGCCACGAACCGAGGCUGUACCACUUUUAGCUUCAACGGACAGUACGCCACAAAGUACAUCGAUGGCUACACGGGCGAGUACGAUGACAACUGGAAUGAUCCGAACUGCCUUACGAACCCGAACAUCCAUACUCAGAAUAAGUCGAUGGCGGCCGGUACCGCUCUGGCCAUCUCCUACGUCAACGACCCGCACGACGUCACAUUCGACAACCUUGUCGUGUUCUCUGUGCUCCCGAACACGCCCUGGCUGUACCGCGAAGUACAGUACGAGAUCCCGGCCAACCUGCCACGUUGCCCGAACGACGUCUGCAUCUGCGCUUGGCUCUGGACGCCCAACGGCUGCGGCACCCCCAACGACUACAUGGACGGCUUCAAGUGCCGCGUUACGAAUGCAUCGGCCAACAAGCAGCUCGGCAAGCCCCAGGCGCCUGUCUACUGCGGCCAGGACGCAGCACCGUACGAGCCGAACGUACCUGCAUGCAUCGAGGGCCCGAAGCAAAUGAUCGUCUGGGGCCAGGACGGCAUCGACAACGUCGGCGUGCCGGCGAACUCUGGCCUCUCUCCGGGCUACAACGAGAGAUCUGGCUUCCACCCGGGCGCCCAGAACGACAUCUUCUCGAACGACGACAUAACGUGGUGAACGAUGAGAGUUGGUUCUCGAUAACGGGGCUACAGUGGUAUCUUUAUCUAUUUAUGUGGGUAUAUCAUCCGAUACAAACGCGUCUAGCCUUGUCAGUAUUACAGUAUCCAAAUCGUAUGGCGCCAGUCGCACAUCGUGAGCGGGA